This is a messenger RNA of Penicillium maclennaniae, 1818 nucleotides long. It is a transcript of the gene mrh4, whose product is annotated as ATP-dependent RNA helicase MRH4. Bases 1 to 1818 code for a protein of 605 amino acids. Gene Ontology annotation, molecular function: nucleic acid binding; ATP binding. The record is from RefSeq and is a predicted model, not a curated record. Lineage: Eukaryota; Fungi; Ascomycota; Eurotiomycetes; Eurotiales; Aspergillaceae. Gene Ontology annotation, biological process: maturation of LSU-rRNA from tricistronic rRNA transcript (SSU-rRNA, 5.8S rRNA, LSU-rRNA). Gene Ontology annotation, cellular component: nucleolus. The transcript has a single exon.
AUGGCCACGCUGCGCCGCAAGCCCUCUCGCAUGACACUAUCGCCCAACGUCUCGAAGCCUACCUUGAAUAAGCCCCGCUCAGGUCGAUCUAGAGAUGGCCCUUUUGCUGGUAUGAAUCAGAAAGAGGCUCGAAUUCGAGACACUCCACGUUCCAGGUCCCAAGCAGCUCUCAAGCGAUCUGGCGAAGAAGGCAAAGGCAAAAGCGAAAAGAAGGAAAGCCCGCUCUACAAAGCAUUGAAGAUGCAGACAACUCUGUCGCCAGUUCCUUACGCUCGUCGUACUGCCACCAAAGCGAGGUUGGCCAACGUCACAAGCUUCGACCACUUUCCUCUCUUGCCCGCAGUUCGACAGGCGAUCUUCGCUCAAGCCCUCCCUGGUCUGGCCGACGUAACGCCAACUCCAAUUCAACGACUCGCAAUUCCUCGGUUACUCAAGGAAAACGAUGGCAAAAAGGAUAUCGUGAAAUCGACCAACGAGGAGGCCCCCAAAUAUGAACAAUUCCUGCUUGCAGCGGAAACUGGCUCGGGAAAGACUUUAGCCUACCUCUUACCGAUUGUAGAUGCCAUCAAGCGCGCCGAGAGGGUCGAAAAAGAGGAACAGGAAAUCAUUGAUGCACAAAAGGCGAAGGAGCGGGAGGAGAGAUUGAAGAACCGGACAUUCGAACUGGAGCCCGAGGAGCCGCCCAUGACUGAUGCCGGUCGCCCUAGGGCUAUCAUUCUUGUGCCUACCUCAGAAUUGGUGUCGCAAGUCGGGGCCAAGGUCAAGGUCCUUGCUCACGGUGUCAAGUAUCGUUCCGGAAUGAUUUCAUCGACCCUUACUCCUCGCCGAAUCAAGAACACCCUCUUCCACCCGGACGGUAUCGAUAUUCUGGUCUCCACUCCCCACCUUCUCUCCUCCAUCGCCAAAACGAAUCCCUAUGUUCUGAGUCGUGUCAGUCACCUCGUGCUUGAUGAAGCCGAUUCUUUGAUGGAUCGGUCAUUCCUACCCACAACAAUGGAGGUUGUCGACAAGGUGACGCCUUCACUCAAAAAGCUCAUCUUCUGUUCCGCCACUAUCCCCCGCAGUCUCGAUAACCAGCUUCGCAAGAAGUUCCCUGAUGUGAAGCGCCUGACAACCCCGAAUUUGCACGCCAUCCCUCGUCGUGUACAGCUCGGCGUGGUGGAUAUUGCCAAGGAGCCUUACCGAGGCAACCGGAGUCUCGCGUGUGCUGAUGUGAUCUGGUCGAUCGGCAAAGCAGGUGAAUCCAGUGAUGGCGAAGACUUUGGUCCUUUGGCGAAGUACAUGGGCCCAAAGGUCAAGAAGAUCAUUGUCUUCGUCAACGAGCGUGAAGAGGCAGACGAAGUUGCUCAAUUCCUGAGCUCCAAGGGUAUCGAUGCCGUGUCCUUGUCUCGUGACUCCAGCUCCCGCAAGCAAGAGGAGAUUCUCGCGGAAUUUACUGAAGUUGAAACUCCUCCCACCUCGGACGAGAUCGUGCUGGCCCAAAAACAGCACCGCGCCGACAAGUCUGUUCCUUUCGACCUUCCCGAUUCGAAAUCGGAGGUUAUGCGCCGCCUGCCCAACACUAAGGUUCUUGUCACUACCGACAUUGCCUCCCGAGGCAUUGAUACGUUGGCUGUGAAGACCGUGGUGCUUUACCAUGUUCCCCACACAACGGGUAGACUUCAUUCACCGCCUGGGUCGGCUCGGCCGUAUGGGCAAGCGUGGCCGUGGAGUUGUCCUAGUCGGCAAGAAGGACCGCAAGGAUGUCGUUCGCGAGGUUCGCGAGGGCAUGUUCCGUGGCCAGGCCUUGAUUUAGAUACAUUGCAUUUACUUGUAUAA